CUUUUAAAACCAUUUUCCAGAUACGAUGUGGCACGCAGUAAGCUGUGAGACAAGGGCUGGGCGGUGAGGAAAAGGAGUCAGUUCCUCUGAGGGAAAAGGAAGAAAGAGGAAACAGCUUGCUCCACCCACUUCUCCUUCCCAGCCAACCCUGGAUUUCCUUCUCCAAUCCUGGCUGGGCUGAACUCCGUCUCCCAGCACCUUCAGCAUUGAAGUCUUUUGGCUGCUGCAGUCCAGAGUUCAUUCUGUGGGGAUGCUGCUUUUCCAAGCGCUGCUCCUACCGUGGCUUCUCUGCCAUUGGGCAGACAGUGCAGAUUCUCACACCUUCACCAUGUUCUAUCUUGCCCACUUUCCAAACAGUAGUUUUGUGGAAUUCAUAGGUAAUGCCACCCUGGAUGGGAAGCUCACCCACAGUAUGGAGGGGGGAAAUGAGCAGCUAAAUGUGAGCCAGCGACACCCACUGGAGCCUUCACAUGUCUGGGAGCAGAGAGUGAGCAACUUGAGUCAAUACUUGCAGAAGUUCCAGCAGACUGUCCAAGUGCUGACUUUGGAGAGGAAGGUACCAUAUCCAUUACAGGUACAGUGCACCAAAGAGUGCCUGCUCUUCAACACUGGUGCCACCAACAGCUCUUCCAGGGUUGUACUCAAUGGAAUUGGCUUCCUGAGAUUCCAGACAGACAGUGCUAGCUGGAUACCUUUGCAGGACACUCCUCUGGCCAGCUUUGCCAGCAGCUGGCUGAACAAAUACAAUGAGACCACCAUCAGCAUAAAGCACUUCCUACAGGAAACAUGUAUUGGCUUUCUGAGAGAGCACACAGAUGUGAAGGGAUCCUUGACUGGGAAACAGAAGGGACGCUCACACACCUCACUGGUCCUGGGCAUCACACUGGGUGCCCUUGCUCUAAUGGGCCUCACUGUUUGCAUCUUCAUAUGCACAGGCGGAAAGAGAUAGCACCAAGGACAACAACAUUAUGUGGAACAGCAGCUCCCCAAGUGACCUUAGCCAAGCUCACUGGAAAGGAAUGAUGCAGACCCAGAUGCUUCUGUUUAAUUUGUUUAUGAAGAAACAAACUGACAUCUGUACUAACCUGUGUUCCUUCCUUCAUACCUACCUGUAAGAGGAGCUCUAGGACAGUAACAUGACAACCACCAUCACAGGGACCUUUGCUUCUCCUAUGAAUGUGCUCUCCAAAAGCCUUUGCCCCCUGCCCCUCCAACCAUAUUAAUGGGCAGAGGGCACACAAGUUUCAGAGGACAGCAUAUAACAUACACGUUGCUGGACCUCUUCCUGCUCUUUGGGGAUUUCCACCCUCCUCCCUUGCCACUGACGCACCCGGUCAGUGGGAAGGAUUACUGCAACGAUUUAAGAUGUAUUUCAUUCAAACAGUGUGAAAAGCAUUAAGAUGGGAUUCGUGUACAGUUUUAAAAAUUGAAUUUACUGCCAUGUGAUGGUGCGAUAGCCAUUGGCUUAAACUAUUUUAAGAAGGGGGUUAGGCUUAUUCUCUAAGAAGUUGACUAUCAGUGGCCAGUAGCCUGAAAAGCUAAAUGGAACCUCCAUGUUCAGAGGCAGCAUGGCACCAGAUGCUGAGGGGGCCAAAGUCGGAGGUCGGGUGGGUGGGUGCAUGGCCCUGAGGCAGCUGUUCCCACUGCACCUGUUGGUGGGCCCUUAAGUGAAAAUGAGCCCUCAAGUCCCAGGGCCAUGCGAGCACAGAGUGCUGGGAAGUGUAGUUCUUUCCACCAAAGCUUUAGGGUAAGCCUUACAAGAUGGCAUUGGGGCAUGACAGGGCUCAGUUUCCCUUGAAGGCCCAGCCGCUGAGAAGAACACAGCACUGUGCGAAGGCCAGCAUGGUGGGAAAUGGCUCUCACAUCAAAGGGUGUUUUUUGUUUCGCAAAGCAACCCCCAUUUAAAUAGUGAAGAUCACAGUUCUAUAUGAUGUAAAGUGACAAAUUUCAAUGAAGGCAGAUCAUCCAGUGUAUCAGGAGUACUUGAUGGCUAUGUGGGAGUUUGAGGGGAAUUCAGAGUAGGAGAGAGGCCUGUUUUAGUUAAAUGGAUCCAGGACAGAAACAGAGCUGGAAGCUAGAAAUUGUUUAAACAAGCUCCCUGCACACAAUCCACAAGGGUUCUACAUAACCUUUGCAGCUGCUCAAGUCAGUCAAGCUGUUCCAAGGUAUGUUCGACUUUGCAGAAUAGCAGACUUGUGCUUUUCCAUUGUGAAGUUGCAGGGGCUUUGAAAAGUAGUUUCUGAAGCCCCUGCAACUGAGGUGUCUAUUUCUGAACCCAAGCCCAUAAGAACAUUUCCAAGAAGAAUAAGAGAAUGGUGGGAGGUGGAUUGUUUUCUGAAUGUAUCAAAUGCUGGAUAUUUUGUAUAAAAUGACUUCAAUUUGUAAA
Molecule: messenger RNA, 2386 nt
Organism: Hemicordylus capensis (graceful crag lizard)
Lineage: Eukaryota; Metazoa; Chordata; Lepidosauria; Squamata; Cordylidae
Gene: PROCR
Product: protein C receptor
Exons: 5
Coding region: 251-949 (232 amino acids)
Biological process (GO): negative regulation of coagulation
Molecular function (GO): signaling receptor activity
Source: RefSeq, a predicted model, not a curated record